Messenger RNA from Apis cerana (Asiatic honeybee), 2532 nucleotides. It is a transcript of the gene Cdc6, whose product is annotated as Cell division cycle 6. Gene Ontology annotation, molecular function: ATP binding; ATP hydrolysis activity; DNA replication origin binding. Lineage: Eukaryota; Metazoa; Arthropoda; Insecta; Hymenoptera; Apidae. Gene Ontology annotation, cellular component: nucleus. Gene Ontology annotation, biological process: cell division; mitotic DNA replication checkpoint signaling; DNA replication initiation. The record is from RefSeq and is a predicted model, not a curated record.
AGUAUUUUUCUGCAAAAAACUUGGAGGGUGCACUAAUUUUAUAAUAUUAGUAUUUAAGUAUUUGAAACUUUUGAAAGUGGUUUAUUAAUAAAAUAAUAAAAUAUUUAAUUCAAAAAUUCAUUUUAUUGAAAUUAAUAAAAUAACAUUAAUGAAUUUAAUUCAAAUUUUGAGAAAAUUGUUUUUCUUUUUAUAAAAGGUUAAGAAUAAUAAGAAAAAAAUGUCAAAUAUUUUACAUUAAACGAAAGUGUUAGUGUUAUAGAAAAAAAAAUUGUGUGAAAAUUUUAUGUCAGUAAUUUCUAUAACUAAAAAUGACAAGUAUACAAACAACAAUUUCAUUUAAUGUACGAAAGAAAUGUUCGUUUUAUGGAAAUAAACAUACCGUAAUAAAGGAAGAUUUUACUAAUGCAACCAUUAGAGAUUCUUCUUAUAAAUAUACCCCAACUGUAAAAAAAGUUAUUACUUUAAGUAGUAGUGAAUCAGAGACAGAUUCAGAUUCAGAUAUAGAAAAUAUAAUAAAGAAUAAUAUAAAUCCCCAUGAUAAUACAAUCAAUAUACAAACUCCUCAAUGUAUAAAAAAAUCAAAUGAAUCUGAUGAAAGUAAUGGUUCUACUCCUCCAAAACAAAGAAGAGUGGAUAAAUCAUUUUCAUUAACAUCUCCACUUACACCUUCUACUCUUUUUGAUAAAUUAAAUUUGAUAUCUUCUCCUGAUAAGGAAGAAAAAUUAUGUCCUAAAAGAUUAUUUGGAUCAGAAAUAUAUCGUAAAGCUCGUAAAGCUUUACAUAGUUCAGUACCUCAAAAUUUACCUGGCAGAGAAAAUGAAUUACAAAAGUUAGAAGAAUUUAUAGAAAAACAUUUGAAAAAUGAAACAUCAGGUUCUUUGUAUGUAUCAGGACCACCUGGUACUGGAAAAACAGCAUGUCUUUCAAAGCUUAUAUCAAAAACUGAAUUUAAAUCAAAAUUUAAUAUAAUUUAUAUUAAUUGUACAACUAUGAAAUCUGCAGCUACAAUUUAUACAAAAAUUAGUCAAGAAUUAGGUUUAUCUACAUCAAAAUCUGGAAGAAACAGUAAAGUAGUUAUUGAAAAAUAUUUAAUUUCAAACCAUAAAAUGUUGCUAUUAAUUUUAGAUGAAAUAGAUCAAUUAGAAAGUAAAAAACAAUCUGUUUUAUAUUCUAUUUUUGAAUGGCCAUCAAUAAAUAAUUCAAAAUUAAUUUUAAUUGGUAUUGCCAAUGCUUUAGACUUAACAGAUAGAAUAUUACCUAGAUUACAAACAAGAUGUGAAUUAAAACCAACAUUGAUUCAUUUUUCACCAUAUACAAAACAAGAAAUAUAUAAUAUAAUAUGUGAAAGAUUAAAUGAAGCAAAAGCAUCUGAUUUAUUCACUAAAACUGCAAUACAUAUGUUAUCUGGGAAAGUUGCUGCUGUUUCUGGUGAUAUUAGAAGAGCAUUAGAUAUUAGUAGAAGAGUAAUAGAGCUUACUGAAUCUCAUAAAUUAGCACAAAUUUUACAACCAUCUAAUGAGAUAAAUAUGACUAAAAAGCAACAGACUACUAUAGAUCAGCCAGUAGAUUUGAAAGAUGUUAUCACAGUCUUAAAUGGUGUUUAUGGUGGAUCUCAAAAUAUUGAAAAAGAAGAAAGUACAUUUCCUUUACAACAAAAAUUAUUAUUAUGUUCCCUCUUGCUUAUUUUAAAUAAAGGGCGAAAUAAAGAUAUAACAGUGGGAAGAUUGCAUGAAGUAUACAAAAAAGUGUGUAAGAAACGGAAUAUUCAUGCUGUUGAUGCGUCUGAAUUUUAUAAUUUAUGUUCAUUGAUAGAAACCAGAGGUAUCUUAAAAUUAAUGAGAAAAAAAGAAUCUCGUUUGGCAAAAAUAAAUUUGGAGUGGGAUCAAGAAGAAUUAGAUGCAACAUUACAAGAUAAAAAUAUGAUGGCAGAAAUCAUUAAUGACAUUACUUGUUUAUAGAUAUUAUUUAAACAGUUAGGUGUCUUUUUAUAUUUUUUAUAAAUCUUAAAAAAAUAUAUUGCAUUUACUUAACAAAUAGUGAAUAUUUCAAAAUAGAUUGUCAAGAUUGCAGCAUGUAAUUUUAUAUUAUAUUUUUACGUUAUAAUUAAUAUGUUUAAAAUAACUUGUAUGUUGUACACUUAAUGUAAAAAUAUGAUAAUUUAUAUCUUUUUAAUUUUCUCAUAAUGUUGCAUCUUUUUAAAUUUUUAUAAUUAAACAAUUUACAUUUUUGUUUUAAAUUUUAUUUCAUGAACAUUUUCUUAUAUUUUAUAAUUAUUAAUUAUAUUUAUUGAUAUAUAAUUUAAUUGUAUAAAGAAAACUACAUGUGAAAUAAAAGAAUAUAUAUAAAAAUAUAAUACGAAUAUUGUUUUUCCUCAAAACUGCCAUCUACUGGUAAAUGUCAACAUUUACGAAAUGCUUUUCAUUAUUCCGUUUCUUUUAAUGGUGUUAGAAGUUUAAGUUUUUGGAAUAUCAUGUCUUCGGUACUUGUACCUGAAAUUCCUGCGCCUGGAUUUUCUUUUGAUCUUUGUCAACG